AUGGCCGACGUUGUGUUCUAUUCCCUCGUAGCUCUCGCCAAGGCGGGCAUUGAAUGCUGUCAAAACGCCCAAGUCUACAAGGCUGAAGCAGUCCGCAUCGGCGAACGGCUAACGAUGAUAGUGGCUCUAGCGCGUCAAUGGAGAGGUGGUUGUAGCAACGAACAACUCGAAUGCUUUCACAGAGUCGUGGUCAAUGUACACGAAUGCAUGAAAGCUGCCUUUUUGUCUGAGAGCAAGAGUGUUGCAUGGAACAGAAAGUUAAAGGUGACGUUACAAUCUCAAAUGCUGCUCGAGAAUCUCGUCCAAGCGGAGAGCCAGUUGAACACCGCCAUCGCUGACUUUCAAGUGAUGCAGUCCAACACAAUCUUUUCAGACUUUCUUGACUUCAAAGAAGGGGUCAAAGAAAUGCUUGAUCGGUUUGGUUCGUGUGUUAUGAACCAAUCGGGCUCCGUUACAAUCAAACAGCAAUUUGAUCAGGUCUUGGCGGAGACUCAAGAUCAAGCUCCCGAAAUCGGCAUUUCCACUCCCGAGGAUGGUAGAUACAACGCAACAAUAAAAUAUGACCCUGCUGGUCAAACGGGUGGCAAGCUACAGCAGCGGAAAAAGUCAAUGUUUCGUCCAUCCGAAGAAGACGUGCUCGCAAUUACGCUCAGACCUUCCUUGUUAGUCUUUUGCGACGAUCGCAACAACCUUCUCGGAGGUGGAGGAUUCGCAGAAGUCUUUCACGGAACCUAUGACGGACGACCAGUCGCCAUCAAGCGCCUCAAUGUAUCCAUUCGAGAUGUGAUGUCACUAUCGACUAAGCAGAUUACUAGCGAUGUGGAACAACUUGCUGCCGAAGCUAUCCUAACCCACAAAUGCGGUGCACAUUCCAACAUCAUCCAGGUACUUGGCUGCAUCACCGCACUGAAUAAAACCACGAGACCCUUGCUCGUAAUGGAACUGAUGCACAUUACGCUAUUUGAUGCGCUGCAUGACCACCGUGUAAAAGAUAAACUGACAUUUUCCCACUGCCUCUUUCUGUUAAAAGGUAUUGCUGGAGCCUUGGAGUUUCUCCAUCUUCAAGGAAUUGUCCACCAUGACAUCAAAUCUCUCAACAUUUUGCUGAGCGAAGACCUCACCGUAGCCAAAUUGGCCGACUUUGGAGAAUCGAAAGUGAAAGGUCUUAACACAACAAAACCACGGCUUGAGAGAAUAAUGACAACGUCUUGUCAUCAGGGCAACAUAAUUGCAGGGACAGCAGCCUACCAGGCACCAGAGAUUCUCUCGGAAGAUGUCAAUGACAUAUCACGCGUUUGCGAAGUCUAUUCUUUCGGGGUCACAGUUUGGGAGUGCGUGACAAGAGAGAUACCACAUAUGGGUAAAAAAGAAGGGUCUAUAGCUCUUUUGGCUGCAAACAAGAAACACUUGCCUAUGCUUGCGAUGCCCUUGCACCCCUCAAAGGAUCUUCCAACAACAGAAAUCGGUUCCUGGGAAGCGCUGAGAAAAGUCGCCGCAUUGUGCCUCUCCCGCGACCGCUCGAUGAGACCCACUGCUUCUGGAGUUGUUGAGCUUUGGCACCACGUCGACACUCCUUCAUUCCCUCCGGAGAGCUUGUGUUAUGCCAGUACCAGGUGUGUUUCCGAUCCUCCACUACCGGCUCACUCGGCAUCUCAGAAAUCAACAAUUCGAGGCCACGCGUUGGAUGCGCCAGAUUUCGAAGAAGAAUCCAAGGCAGGAGGUCUGAGGAAACGUCGCUACACUGUACUGUCAGUUAUCGCAAUCCUUAUCGGGUUGAUAGUGAUCAUAGUUCUUCGCUUACAGAGGUCCAGGGCAUCUUCAGGUAAAUCUACGACAUUCCCUGAAUCGGAAGCGCCGUCUGGUAUUUCAAUCUCCACUCUCCCGCCCACCCAAUUACCAAGGGCAUCUCUGAUACCGCAAACAGAGGCUCCGGUCUCUUUGUCCCCACCUACAGGUCCGCCGCUGUCAUCCCAAUCUCUAACAACCCAGCCAUCAUCAACAUCCAUGCCGCCGAGAGCAGGUCCGGUUUCCACGACCCCGCCCACUAUUUCACCUCUCACGGCCCAAUCUCCAACAACAAGCACGCAACCACGUCUGUCCUUUCAAACAACACAAGAGCUUUACGAUGCUGUUGAUAUUUACACUGCCGCGACGGACUCCACAAAUUCUACGGCGGCAGUGACGUACGGCUAUCCCAUCGGAUCAUGGGAUGUGUCCCAAAUCACCGAUUUUUCGCAAGUCUUCGAUAGCUUGAAUCGAAACAGCGCGGUUGGGAUUUUCGACGAAGAUGUGAGCGGCUGGGAUGUCUCUGCCGCAACGACCAUGUCUGGCAUGUUCAAGGGUGCGUCUACUUUUAGCGGCGAUCUUUCGUUGUGGAACGUAAGCCAGGUAAGGGAUACGUCAUCCAUGUUUGAGGGAGCAACCUCGUUCGACGGUAACGUCUCGCUAUGGAAUGUUGGGCAGGUAACGAACAUGUCUUCCAUGUUUUUUGAGGCGAGUGCCUUCAAUGGCGACCUCGCUUCGUGGAACGUGGGGCAGGUAACGAACAUGAGUUCAAUAUUCUUCCUUGCGUCUAGCUUUACAAGCGAUCUUUCGUCGUGGAAUGUUGCACAGGUAACGGAUUGGUUUGCCGCGUUCAAAGGAGCAGCCGCCUUUACCAGUGACCUUUCCAAGUGGAAUGUGGGAAAGGUCACAAACAUGCGUUUGAUGUUCUACCACGCGUUUGACUUUAAUAGCGACCUCACGUCGUGGGAUGUUAGCCAGGUGACGGAUUUGUCGUCAAUGCUCGAGGGUGCGACCGCAUUCACCGGCAACCUCUGCUCGUGGCUCACACAGAUUCCACCGAGUUGCAACGUGGAUCGAAUGUUCUCGUUCGCCUCGUCCUGUUCAGACCUUGCAGCCACCGUACUCCCGGACGGACCCAUGUGCCAUGCUUGCGUUCCAAUGUAA
Phaeodactylum tricornutum CCAP 1055/1 is the source of this 2949-nucleotide messenger RNA. RefSeq lists its product with no specific name. The record is from RefSeq and is a predicted model, not a curated record. The transcript has a single exon. Gene Ontology annotation, molecular function: protein kinase activity; ATP binding. Lineage: Eukaryota; Bacillariophyta; Bacillariophyceae; Surirellales; Neidiaceae. Gene Ontology annotation, biological process: protein phosphorylation. The coding region runs from base 1 to 2949 and encodes 982 amino acids.